GUUAUUUGGUGACUGACCAGCAACCAUUCUGUGAAUAACAAGUCUGAAAGUCUGAAGUAGUUCGUCUAACCAACGAUUUUCUUCAGUCUUGAAAUUGUGAUCAAAGUUUGGAACGCGUUUUCUCGAGAAAAUUUCAUCAAGUCGAAAAAUAUCUUUAAACAGUAGAGAUGGCAGCUUUCGUGGAACCACAUUACGAGGCCUGGCAGGCGGGUGGCGGCAACAUAACCGUUGUCGACAAAGUGCUGCCGGAAAUCUUGCACAUGGUUCAUCCACACUGGAAUCAGUUCCCACCGAUGAACCCACUGUGGCACUCGCUGCUAGGAUUCGCCAUCUUCGUGCUGGCAGUAGUUUCCGUGGCUGGAAACGGUUGCGUGAUGUACAUUUUCUCGAGCACCAAAGGGCUCCGAACCCCAUCCAACCUGCUAGUGGUCAAUCUAGCCUUCUCGGAUUUCUUUAUGAUGUUUACGAUGGGACCGCCAAUGGUUGUGAACUGCUAUCACGAGACCUGGUACUUCAGUGCACUCGCCUGUGAGAUUUAUGCCUGUCUGGGAUCACUGUUCGGCUGUGUCUCGAUUUGGACCAUGACUAUGAUUGCAUUCGACCGAUACAAUGUCAUCGUGAAGGGUCUGUCUGGCAAGCCUAUGACCAACAACGGUGCCCUGCUCCGCAUCGUGGCGAUCUGGGCCUUCUCUCUUUUCUGGACUUUGGCUCCAUUCUUCGGAUGGAACCGUUAUGUCCCAGAAGGCAACAUGACCGCUUGUGGAACUGACUAUCUGACCAAGGACUGGGUCAGCCGCUCGUAUAUCCUGGUCUACGCCGUCUUCGUGUACUUCCUGCCUCUGUUGACCAUCAUCUAUUCGUACUACUUCAUUCUGAAGGCAGUAUCCGAACACGAGAAGAACAUGCGUGAGCAGGCCAAGAAGAUGAACGUCGCUUCCCUGCGAUCCUCGGAGGCUAAUCAAACCAGCGCUGAAAUCAAGUUGGCCAAGGUUGCCCUGGUCACGAUCUCACUGUGGUUCAUGGCAUGGACUCCGUACCUGGUGAUCAACUUCACCGGUGUCUUCGAAUCCGCCCCGAUCAGCCCAUUGGCCACCAUCUGGGGAUCGCUAUUCGCCAAGGCCAACGCCGUCUACAACCCGAUUGUCUACGGGAUCAGCCAUCCUAAGUACCGCGCUGCCUUGUACAAGACCUUCCCAUCGUUAUCCUGCCAGGAUGAACCCUCAAGCGAUGCUCAGUCGGUCGCUUCAGGAGCUACUCAGGCAUCCGAAGAAAAGGCCUAAAUAAACAUGACAUUUUAUGAUGACGGACCAAAAUGCCAAACAAGAAAGCUAAAUAGUUCAAUAAAGUUACCAAAUUUUUGAAGCAAGCAAACAAGAUGAAAAA
Molecule: messenger RNA, 1383 nt
Organism: Ochlerotatus camptorhynchus
Lineage: Eukaryota; Metazoa; Arthropoda; Insecta; Diptera; Culicidae
Product: opsin-1-like
Exons: 1
Coding region: 168-1280 (370 amino acids)
Biological process (GO): visual perception; G protein-coupled receptor signaling pathway; phototransduction
Cellular component (GO): plasma membrane
Molecular function (GO): G protein-coupled photoreceptor activity
Source: RefSeq, a predicted model, not a curated record